AAUCCGGUCAUGCGCGUGCAUCAGUAAACAAACAGAGAAACGAAAACACUUCGGAGUGCGCGAUGCCCGCUGCCGUAAAUUAUUUGACCUCUACCGCAUUUCCGCUUCUCUUCGUGUGCACGUAAUUCGGGAUAGGUUUUAAGUGAUCUGAGCGAUGUGCACAGCGACUGUAAGGUUGAAACCGGGGAGCAGGGAUGCCGAAAGUUGUCCGCACGACAACGUCCUCAACAACAUAGCUUCCGACCGCAUGUAUCUCUACUUGCCCCGGAAUCUGUCCUAUUGUCACAUGUGCACACAUGCUCAAGAACAACAUGUCCAGUACAAGAUGCGGCUGUUACGGGACUUUCUUAAGUGUUGCGCAACUGACGAUGUCCUGUCAAAAGACCUGGAAAGAAAAAAAACUCCGGAAGGACCCACACCCGGAGCUUCUAUACUCCACUGUCGGAAAAGCCCAGAUCCAGAUAAGCAGGCAUGGCGCCAGCGGCGCAGGACGCGCAUGGUGAAGUUUGCGGACUCCCUUGGACUCGAGCUGGAGCACGUGCGCUUCCUGAUCAGUGAUGGAGCACGCACACUUCGCCUGCCUUCGCUUCCAGAGCACGGUCCAGCGACUGGCCGUCGUGUGGAGCUGACACCUUUAUUCGAGCAGCCCUCAGCAGAUGAUGCAGCCUUUCGUAAACGCCUGUGGACUCAAAAGGUGUGUCUCCACUCAGUAGCAGUACGUGACCUUAGCAUUCACGGUGUGGUUAGUGUUCUCAACCUCACCUACCACAAAACGGUUUUUGUACGCUAUACGGUCAACGGGUGGAGGUCCCACGUCGACCUUGAAGCGUACCACGUGGCCGGAUCUACAAGAGAAGGUGCUGACCAGUUUGCAUUCGUUGUGCUUGGUGAGUCAUCGGACGACGCUCGCAGUGACACCUACAGGGUAGAAUUUGCUGUGUGCUAUCAAACGCAAGAUCAUCGUGAAUUUUGGGACAACAAUGUGGGAAUGAAUUAUGCUUUUCGGGUUGUGCUCAGCAGUAGUAGUAUACUCAAGAUGCCCUUGCAUUUUCUUUGAAGUUGGCAGAUCUAGGUGUAAAGUGCAUUAGACAGACAGAGGAUGUUGAUGCAUACAAGUUAUUGGCAACAAAGGUGCUUUGUACACGUGCUCGAAAUUUGAGUAUGCUUAGUGUUGUUAAGAGAAAACUUGUAUGAAAAGAUUGGGAUGUGUGUAUCCGAAGAGUCGACUCAAGGAACGGUUAAAUAAGUCUACAAGUCUAUCCUUGGCUGUCCAGUGUUAUUCCUUGAAUUUUGGCAAUUGCACAAAAGUAAACUAUAAAGUGCUGCAUUCACAGAUGGGAAUUACAUGACAGUUCGACAAAAUUGCUUUGCAGCCACUAUAAUAUCUUCAGCUGUACCAGUAAAUACAACAUUGUUUAGUGCAGUGUCCUUAGAGAUUCUAUCGAUACAACAAAAAUUGCAGACACUCUGUAUAUGCUCGGUUGCAUUACUUGUCAUAUUUGAAACAUAGUUCUUUUGAUGGCAGAUUUGUUGAAUCAUAGAUACAAAUUACAGUGUUUUGUUGAGAAAGUGAAUUUACCUUCAGCACUUCAUUGUGGAUUUGGAUUCACACAACAUUCAGUGCUUAUGCUGAAUGCCCUCUUUCUAGAGCUUUAUGCAAAGUAAUUGCAAGUGCUUGAGCAGUCAUUGUGAUAACCUUGCCAACAAAGUGAUAAAUAAACUGUGGCGACCGUU
Molecule: messenger RNA, 1734 nt
Organism: Ornithodoros turicata
Lineage: Eukaryota; Metazoa; Arthropoda; Arachnida; Ixodida; Argasidae
Product: glycogen-binding subunit 76A-like
Exons: 3
Coding region: 155-1057 (300 amino acids)
Biological process (GO): regulation of glycogen biosynthetic process
Cellular component (GO): protein phosphatase type 1 complex
Molecular function (GO): glycogen binding; protein phosphatase 1 binding
Source: RefSeq, a predicted model, not a curated record